AUGACAGUUGAAAGGAGAUAUGUUUUGGUGGGAAUUAGAAUGGAUGGCCAUAGCAGACAAUUGCUGAACUGGGCUCUCGUUAAAGUUGCUGAACCUCAUGAUUCUGUUAUUGCACUCCAUGUAGUUAGAAGUGCAGAUUAUGUUUCCAAAAGGAAGCUCUUGGUGGAGGGUUAUUUCGACGUUUAUAAAGGGUUAUGCGACGUGAAAAAGGUAGGUCUCUCCUGUCAGAUCUUGACAGGAAGUUCCUUUCGAAAUAUUCUUGUUAGAGAGGCAAAAAACUGUGCUGCUAUGGCUCUAGUGGUAGGGGGUGGAGCUUCCACGGCUAAAUAUUGCGCCAAACGACUACCACCCACCACCAAUGUUCUGGCAAUCCAAGGUGCGAAAAUUGUCUUCAGAAGGUUCACCGAUGAAAAACUACCAGGUGGUCUCAUAGAGGAUCCUAGACCAAGCCUUAGUACAGUGGUUUUUUCUGAAUUUGGUGACUCCAAGGUGGAGAGUGAGAAAUUAACUCGCGAUGAUAGCAGAGAAUUGGAGGAAGAUGCAUAUAAAGGAGCACAAAGUUGCAUGAAAGUGUUGGGUGACCCCUCAGAGCAGAAGCUUGGGUGGCCACUUCUCCACAGGGCCUAUACAGAAAUCUCACAGACCCAUCAUGUAAGGGACAUGCCUGUUGUGCAAUGGGUAAUGAGCUUACCAAAUCGUUCACCGAAGAAAAAUCAGCACUGUUCGACCAUUGACGACAAUUCAUCCGAAAGGGGCAUUAAUGACAACGAAGAUGAGAGCUACAAAAAAAUUUCAGCUCCAUCUGUUGAACUGCCAAAGAGUCUGGAAAGGGUUUUAAACGUUAAUACAUUCAGUUGCAGGUGGUUCAGCAUUGAGGUUCUUAAGUCUUGCACUUGUCAAUUCUCUUCAGAAAAUUUGAUUGGGAAAGGAGGGAGCAACCGUGUGUACAAAGGAAUCCUCCCUGAUGGGAAGCCAAUUGCAGUCAAAGUUCUGCAGUCAUCAAAAGUAGCCUUGAAAGAUUUUGCCCGUGAGGUGGAAAUAAUAUCCUCAUUAAAGCACAAAAGCAUCACCCCUCUACUUGGGAUUUGUGUUGAUGACAGUGCGUUCAUCUCUGUUUAUGAUUAUUGCCCCAAAGGAAGCUUAGAGGAAAAUCUACACGGCAAGACCGAGGAUGGUUCAUUCUUGUCAUGGGAAGUCAGAUUUAAUGUAGCUGUUGGGAUUGCUGAAGCACUCAAUUUCCUACACAAUGAAACUUCGAAGCCCAUUAUACAUAGAGAUGUCAAGUCUUCAAACAUUCUUCUUUCCUAUGGGUUUGAGCCACAGUUAUCUGAUUUUGGGCUUGCCAUACGGGGACCAACAACUUCAUCUUUUAUGACUCAUAACGACGUAGUAGGAACUUUUGGUUAUCUUGCUCCUGAAUACUUCAUGUAUGGAAAGGUCAGUGACAAGAUAGACGUCUAUGCCUUUGGUGUAGUGCUACUUGAACUAAUAUCAGGAAGGGAACCUAUCAGCUCUGAGACUUGCAAUGGACAGGAGAGCUUGGUCGCGUGGGCAAAACCAAUAUUAGAAAGUGGUGAUGUUGAAGGUUUAUUGGAUCCAAAUUUACAAGAGAAGUUUGAUGAGGCUCAAAUGCAAAAGAUGGUUCUGGCAGCAUCUCUGUGCAUUAGACGGGCUGCACGGCUACGUCCAACAUUGAAUCAGAUUUUGAAUAUAUUAAAAGGAUACGACGGGAAAGUUGAAAACUUCUUCAACGCCUACCAGAAUGAUUCUGAAAAUCAAGAAAAUAUUGAUGACGAAGUCUAUCCAAAUUCAAGUGCAGAUUUGCACCUGAGCCUGGCAUUACUUGAUGUGGACUAUGACACUGCAUCAAAUAGCAGUACAGUCACCACAGAGCACACAAUGAUGAACAUUUGAAAGAACAAUGGAGCAGAUCAUCUAGUUUUAAUUAGCUUCUUUCAAUUUUAUGGAACCUAUAGUAAUAGGUAACAGUUUGUAGGGGGGCAGUUAAAUAAAUAAUCUGCCCCAUUCCCAUUAGGAA
This is a messenger RNA of Abrus precatorius (Indian licorice), 2038 nucleotides long. Its product is annotated as serine/threonine-protein kinase CDG1-like. The coding region runs from base 1 to 1914 and encodes 637 amino acids. Gene Ontology annotation, molecular function: ATP binding; protein kinase activity. The transcript is spliced from 10 exons. The record is from RefSeq and is a predicted model, not a curated record. Gene Ontology annotation, biological process: protein phosphorylation. NCBI's taxonomy places the organism in Eukaryota, Viridiplantae, Streptophyta, Magnoliopsida, Fabales, Fabaceae.